Molecule: messenger RNA, 5978 nt
Organism: Heterobilharzia americana
Lineage: Eukaryota; Metazoa; Platyhelminthes; Trematoda; Strigeidida; Schistosomatidae
Source: the annotation of a GenBank genome assembly
GGCGACAAAGGUGAUUAACUUAUACCAUGCAUCAGUGAUUAAACUAAGAUUACUUCUUAUGAGGGUGUAUACUAUUUUUAGGAAAUGGUUAACUGAUCUUCACCCCGUAUUAUUUGUUGUAAAUGUCUUCCAUAAAUUUCAAAUAAUAAUGAUUCGUAACCGUCAUAACUUUUGAAACUUAAUUUGUUCUCUUAUCAAAUGUUCCACUGGUUCAAACUGUAAGCCGUUUGACUUUGGAUGUGAAAUGGGUAGAGUUUUAAGGGAAGAUAUUUAUCCGUUUCCUAUCCCCUAAAUGCAUAAAUUAUUUGUUUACAUCUGAUGAAGUUUUUCUUACCGUCGAAGGGUGGUGGUGAAUUGAAGAUACCCGGUAAACGACUUGCAGCCAUAACCAACCUAGUUGCAGUCCGCACUAAAUUUGCAUGUGAAACCGGGCCAGAGAACUGGCUGUUUGUUUACGCCAAAUAAUAAAUAUACACACGUAGAGGUUGUUUGUAUGUAUUGUUAUACGUUUUUAUAUGGUGAGAAACACAGGGAUAGAAUGACAUUAAAGUUUGAUAAAAUUCUUUACCAUGUGGUGUGUGGGCGGGUGGGUGGCGGAGUGGCAAAUGAGUAGAGGGGUAGAUAAAUUAAGUUUCGACAACUGCUCUUCAUACGCCGGCUUGACAUAAACUCGUCCCCUUCUACAACAACAUCACUAUUGCCAAUGUUAACAAUGUUACUAAAGCUACUGUUUACUACUGAUGAUAUAUGUAGUGAUAAGCAUAUCAGUUCUAUUUAUGAAUUGCAUUGCUAAGCACAAACUCGAUCUAUUUUGAAAUGAGGAGGAGCCUGUUCAAUGGUGCAAUAUACAUGGUGAUUGAAUCUCAAGCAGAUAGACAGAAAUACUAGUUCUCACGGUCUUGACAAUAAAUAGUAGGAGACCUCUUAUUAUUUACUAGAAAGUUUUGCAAAUAAUUGACCAAACACAGUAAUCGGCAACAAAAUACAUCAAUUAGUGUACUCACCCAACAGAAGUAAAAAAAAAAGAGAGACGAAGAUUCACAAACUGUUUGCUGAUCCUAAUAUCGAGUUUACAGUCUAGUUUGAAGAUUGAAAACCUGCUUACUCUGCUGUCGAUUACUCAAGUUUACAUGAAGUAGAUGAUUAUCAAUCUUUAGACGGUGGACAAUCAAUCAGAAUUCAAAAUCUUUUUUUAUAAAACAAAUAUUUCACUUGAGAUAUCUUGUAAGAAAUAAAGGAGGUUUAUAGCAAUAUCAACAGGAAGUGACUUGUUACAGCUCAUGACUCUCAUCUGAUUUCCACAUCAAGAUGUCAGUGAACCACGACGUUUAUAAUUUAUCCCCAAUUUUAUCUGAUGAAUCUACGAAAUCAAAACAACAAACUCACGAGAAAUUUUUUUCACUAAUUAAUGGCCUAGAGUCCGUAUGGUCAUCUAACUGUAGUGAUUCUAAUGGUUUUAAUUACAAUGGUAGUCAUCAAACGUCUUAUUUUACACCGUGGUUAUCUUCAACACAUGCUUCUCAUAAAAAUACAAUUCAGAACAAAUCGAGUCCAUUACCUGAAUCCAAUCUAUGUGAAGAUAUGAAACGACUUCAGACAGAGGACAAAAUGAAUCAGAUUAACAGCAAUAUACCAGACAAUAAAACCAGUAAUCCACUUGACUAUUCUAUACAUUCUCAAAUAAAUAAUCGUUACUGUUCUGCAUUUACUUCUCUUAAAUCACCAGUUAUACCACGAUCAAAAUGUAAUCUUAAUUUAACAAAGAUUCCAAAUAACAAAUAUAUCCAAGAAAGUGAUGCUUCAUUUUCUUGUGCACUCAGCUGCAUCUCGAAAUCAAUAAAUGGUCCUACUAAUGGUGAGGUUAAUCACGAAGUUUCAUUAAAACGUAAAUACUCUAGAAGCCCUUCCAGUACAAGUAGAAAAUAUGCUGACAAAUACAUGAGGACAGAAAACAAUAAGAAAAUUAGUUCCUUUCACUGUAAAAUUGAUAAUACCAAUAUAAAUACGGUCAAUACUGACAGUGAAUACAUUAAUAAUCACUCAAAUAUUGUAGACCACUUAUCAACGAAUAGUUUUCUUAAUGAAUGUAGUCAUUUAAUUAAGAACACUAAUUAUAAAGAUUCAACUUCAUUAACAAGGAAAAGGUUAAAAGUGGAUAAGGACUGUUCUUCACAUAACAUCAAAUCUACUAAUACAUCAGUAUCAAGUACAGCUAUUUCUUCGAGUACAAAGUCCAGCACGAAUGACGGCAGUGCAAACGAUGUUAUUCCCAAAGAUAAUGACAAUAAAAAUGGAACGAAAAGUAGCACAGUGUCUACAGCAGCUUAUAAAUACUUAACAUGGCGUGAAAAAGAUCGUCGACGAAGAUUUCGUGAGGAAUGGAAGCAUUUAUGGCUUGUUAUACCACAUGGACUCUAUGAAGUUAUGUGCCUUGUAUGCCAUAAGGUUAUGACGCAAAGAAAAUUAGAUACAAUAAAACGCCAUACUGUUAGGAGACAUGCAGAACUAUUGAAAAUGCCAGAAUCAGAUAGACAAGAAUUAUUUGAUCAACUACUUAAACAGCAUAAUACACUUGGAAAUACAAACACCAAUGCAUUAAGCGAUGAACAUAACAAACUAAUUCAAACAUCAGGUGAUUUGUGUAAAUCUAGUCCCCAGAAAAAUUCACGUAGCUCGUCAAACAUACAACAGUCUAAUACAAUUACACAUGGCCGUUUGCACCAAACUCCUGACUGCUUGACUAAUCAAGCAUCUGAAGCCAAUUCUGAAGGAAGUCCAAACAGGUUGAAUAGUAUCCCAUCAAAAUAUACACCCAUAUCCCAACGUACACCACGCAAAGGAAAUUUGUGUGGUAAGUCGAAUCAUAUAGUAAAUACAAAUAUUGAACACAUAAGAAAUUUCUCUUCCAGUGAAGGAAAUUGUCUUCCGAAACUGCCACUAGAAGAUAUGCUUACAGGAAUUUUGAAUGCCAUGCCCUUAAAUUUACGAUUAGAAUGGUAUGACCAUUUAAAAUUGCUUGGAAAUGCACCACCUCUUACUAAAUUACAGCCUAGUAGAUUAUCGAAUUGUUGCAGACAUCCAGAAUAUCCUACUUCUUCAAGCUUUUUUCGUACGCCAGGGUUCGGCAUGUCACAAUGUUCUGGUGCUGCUUCAAAAUCUAGUACAAUUAUGCCACCGAAAUCACCAAUUUCGACGAAAAUGUCAAACUCUGAUUGCUCGUUUUUCUGUCCACAUCCUAGUACCAUUCCUAAUAUUUCCCAGCUGGAAAAUUUUGCACAUUCUUUAAAGUCAUUUCAUAGACUAUAUGAAGCGUCUGGACUAAUACCACCACCACUAUCUUUAUUUAUGCAACCAGAAAAAUAUCCUAGUGUUCAUAAUCCAGAGAAUUUGACCAGUUAUGAGAAACAAACUUCAGACUUCUGCUUCAAUAACAGAAACACAAACACUGGCAAAAAUAGUAAUUUCCUUGACAAUCUCAACAUGAAUCAUGCAGAUCAGGAUGAUUGUAUCAUUAACGGUAGAAGUAAUUUUAAAAAUGUCUCAACAGCCAACGCAUAUUCCAGUUAUCAAUUCAACCAAACAUUAAAAAGUUCAUUGCAUAAUUGUCAAAAUACAAGGUCAAGUCAACAUUCAGACACAGUAAUGAAUGUAUCGGACUAUUUAGCGAAUCAUAUGUCAGCCUACCAAACUUCUACUUUUUCAUCUAAUCCUGGAAUAACAGAAUCCCAAGCAUUUAUGAUGAGUCCCUGGUUCACAUCUCUGUUAAAUUCUGCAAAAACCUCAAACCAAUCAGUUUGUAAUUCGAUAUCUUCAAACUUACACAAACCAAUAUGGGAUAUCCCUCCGUGUACAGAAAACUCCACACUUGUUGUAAACUUUCCUAAUUCUGACUGCUUCAACUCCAGUUCAUUGAAUUCUUUUGCUGUUAAUCAACAAUCUCCCUCCAACUUUAAGCCAAAAAGUGAAUUUAUCACUCCAUCAUUUAACCAGGAAGUUAUUAGUCCCUGCCAAGUGAACUUAGAUAUCAAACCAAAAUUGAAUACUGAUUUGAAUAAAUUUACUAUUUCAUCUUUAUUGAAUAAGGAGUAUCAUCCGACGGGAAAAUCGAUAUUGACGCCAACAGAAGAGAGUGAUGAUCUACAGCCUGAUAACUCAAAUAAGCAGAAAAACAUCUUAAGCGACACCAAUUUAUCUUCCCGUUUAAAUGAUCUCGACAAAAUAUACAGUUUAAAAUCUAUCCCAGAAUAUAUUUCAUGUUUGUUUUGUGGAGUCAAUGAAAAGAAAAUGGAGCUCGCACCUGAUAUUUUAAAUCAACUCCAUGAGUAUGGACUACAAGCGAAUAUAUUAUCUAAUAUCUUAACAAAGCCAAUCAAUCUGGAGAAGAGAAAAUGUUCAGCUUUCACUGAUUUCACUGAGAUAUCCAAUUCAUUAUUUAAAUGCAAAGAAUUAGACACGGAAGUAAAUUUAUUUGGAGCUGAUCAAGUGAACAGUGAAACUUUACAUAAAGGAAUUCAAAUACCAGUUAUGGAUUUAAAUAGCAAACUGAGUCAAGAUGUAAAUGAUUUAGAAACCUAUAUGCAAAUUUAUUACACUGAAGUACUGAAACAUCAUUGUGAUAAUAUUCAGAUUAAACGUCAUCUCAGUCAACACACAGCAUCAGAAUGCCUUCUGACAAGUGGAGGAGGUAAAUUCUGUCCCAAAAUUACUACAGACAUGUAGUGGAAAAUAUCCAUUUAGAACUUAUGUUACAAGCAAACUACAAAUUCGAAAUUUCUGCAGCAAAAUAGACAGACUAUUGUAAAGGAGAACUCUUCUCUACAGUACACAAAAGUGAACUCUAGAUGUAAAUCCAUAGUUAUUCAAUUUGAAGAUACAUCCAGGGAAGUUAACCGCCAGACAACAAAGUUUUGUAAACAGAUAGAGAAACACACAAUCAAUUCAGUAAAAUAAUUCUCGAGAAGUUUUAAAGAAAUUAACACAUUUUAAAGUAUCAGGUCACACAUAAUACGAACACUUUAAAUGGUUCAAUGAAGUGAACUGUGUAGUUAGCAGUGUCUUUUGCCAGGUUAUUCGUUUGAUCACUACUGAAUGUUUUCCAUUUUCAUGUCAAAAAAAUUAAAGCUGAACAGCAGUUGUUGGAGAGAAUAACUUCAGAUAAGUAAAAGGAAAAGUGUUGAGAAUUUCAAUGAAACUGUGUUCAAUCAACACCAGUAUAGUUUCAGAUAUUUGGUAUGUCUUUCGACAGAAAGCUUUAGUUAUACUGAGUCAGUCAGAGUUGUACACAUCAAAUAAUUUAUGCUCUGUUAAAGCAACUAUUUCAAAGCAAUAUUCUACAUCCUGGAAAACUGAAGUGAUAAUAUCUUUAAUUUCUCUGUUUACUCUUUCUCAUUUAAAUUUCUUUCAGGACAACAAUUUUAUAUCAUUCUCUACCAGUUGUACUUAACAAUAACACUUAUUGUACAUGUAAUUAUUUCGUCACAGUUUAUUUUAAUUUGACAGAUUCCUUUUUUGGCAUCAAUAAUUGCAUAAUAUUUUACAUGAACAGUUGUAUAUUGGAUAUUCAUUAAUUUGUAGGAAUGUUACUUGCUUACAGUUACUAAUUCUACUUUGUAAAAAAAAUAUUUUUCUAGAUUUUGAUGAAUUUCUUCAUUGGAAAUUAAAUUUCUUCUUAUCAAUUCCGAUAGUCAGCAUAAAUCCACGAUUUUCUUGUAACUAAGAUAUAACUGUCUAAAAUAACACGAGUUUGCAAAUCAGUCAUUACAUGAAGAUUAUCUUUGUCAACUUUUGUUGAUAAUACAGUGAUAUACCUUCUCUGUUUUCUUCCACUUGCUUUUGAGCAUACUCUUAAAUCAAAAUAAUCCCAUGAAUGUGUUCUUUAUAAAUUGGAAAAAUAAAUAUUUCAUUUUUGAGACGAAUGGGAAUUUUUAAGUUAGAGGUAUUAUUCAUCAUGGACUGACAUCAGUUAGGGAACUACUGGC